AUGGGAUCAUACACCUUUAGAUGGGAUCACUCAGCUGAGGAGGUCUAUGUCACCGGCACAUUCGACAACUGGGCAAAGACAAUCCGACUCGACAAGACAUUCUACGGCUUUGAAAGAGACGUGCACCUUCCCGACACGACCCAGAAGAUCCUGUACAAGUUCGUGGCGGACGGCGUAUGGAAGCACGAUCACACCGGCAAGACAGAGACCGACCACGAAGGAAACAUUAAUAACGUCCUCUACCCCGAAGACAUCAAACCUCCGAACUCGAUGGCAUACCACUUCAGCAAUUCCUCGGUAGCACCAGGCGCGACGACCACAGAGCUUGCAGGACAACAACCGCUUGAGAAACAGACUUCGAAUACAAUGCCAGGUGGCUUCCCAGAGACGCCCGCCGUCGGCGAUGCUAAAGAUACAGAGGACAAAGGUGGUCUGUCUGGCGCGGCGGCAGGCGUAGCUGCUGGUGCCAGUGCUGUCGCCGCAUCUGCUGCUGCUGCUGUUGGACUCUCGUCGGACAAGACCAAGGAGAAUGAGAAGGAGCAACAGUUCUCCGUCAACCCAAUUCCAGCUUCGGCAGGUGCGGCCAACCCAAUCCAACUUGCGCCAGGUGAGAAGGUGCCAGAUCCGUCGACUAUCAAUAACAACACCGUAUCCUCUACAGCGCGUGAGGACCCAUCGUUGAAGACAAACGCAGCAGAGCAGACAUUCGGCGUCGCUCCCAUUCCCGCAACUGGCGGAAUUGGAAACCCAGUACAUCUGCAGCCAGGCGAGAAGGUCCCAGACUCGAGCAGUCUUACUAGCAACACCAUCACCAGCAACGUCAAGCUUGACCAAGCGUCCUACGAGAAGAGCGACUCAGGUGCACCACAGCUCCCACCAGUCGUCAGUCCAGCAAGCGAAGGCUCUUCAUUGGGUGGUGCUGCACUCUUUGGCGGACUCGGACCUCAGACCAGCAACAUGAUUCCUGAAUCAAGCAUGGGCAUGGGCAAGGACGCACCGCCACCGAUCGAUCGAGCUUUCAGCGAAGACGACUCGGCAGGACCUACUCUGUCAUCUGUAGCUCCAUCCAGCACAACGGCUGCGUUGGCUGGUCAGGUGCCCAAGGAGCCACGAGGCGUGCCCGAGGUCGUGACCGACAGCCAGAAAGAGGCACAUGUUGCCCCAGAGGCUGCUGCGAAUCCUGAAGCUGUCGUAGAGAAAAGGCAGGUGGAGAACGAGCUGAAGAAGACAGUGCCAGAAGAGCCCGCGGCAAAGAGUGAAAGCAACCCUAGCGCAGUUGCCGGCGGCCUAGUAGGUGGUGCUGCUGCCGGAGGCCUCGGGGCCGCUGCAAUAUCCUCAGUGUCACCGACCAGCACUACCAACGGCCUCGCUGGUCACGUGCCAAAGGAGCCACGAGGCGUACCAGAGGUUGUUGCCGAAAGUCAAGAAAAAGCACAUGUUGGCCCAGAAGCAGCUGCAAACCCAGAAGCAGUCCAGGACAAGAAGGAGAUGGAGAGCGAGCUCAAGGCCAAGGUACCGGAGGAGCCAGCGAGCACCAGCGACAACAAGGGCGUGACCGGUGCUGUCGCAGGCGGUCUUGCGGCUGCUGGAGCGGCUGCGGCUGGUGGUGCCGCAUAUGUUGUGAACAAGACUCAUGAGACGACUGGAACGGACCCAACCAAGGUAUUGCCAGUAUCGAUACAGCAAAAGAUCGAUGAGCAGAAUUCCCAGUCGGGUUCCCGCUCAGGACUUACCUCAGGUGUGACUUCGGGCACAACUGUAACGUCAUCUUCCAUCCCGGCUCAGAAGGCUGCAGGUGAGGGCAUUACACCCAUCUCCAACGGCACAGGCACCAAGACUACAGAUGCUGUCCCAGCUGAGGUCCAAGCGUCGCAGAAGGAGGCCCACGUCGGUCCAGAGGCUGCCGCGAAUGCAGAGGCAGUGCACGAAAAGAGCGAUGUCGAGAAGGAGCUACUGCAGAAGGUGCCAGAAACGCAAGCAACUGGCGAGCCUGCACCUACUGUUGCCGCUGCCACAAGCGCUACCGCACCAGCCGCGACAUCAGGCACAUCAUCAUCUGGUGCUCCCCAGCUUGGUGCUGUCGGCGGCAUAGCGCCUAUCAGCAUGGACGAGAAGCCAAAGGACGGCCUCAACGCAUCGGCAAGCUCACAAGCACAAGCGCCAUCCGCACAGACCAACACAGUCCAUGACAGCCGCGACGUCAGCCCAAUGUCCAAACCCAACCCUACCAUCGCUGACCAGACCAAGCCAGUCGUCACGACCGGUGUUGGCUCCAGCGAAGCACCAAAGACAUCUGGAAAGGAUGCCGCUACCGCUGCCGCUCAGACAGCGGCCAGCAAGCCCAUCGGCACACCUCGCAACUCACAAGCCAACCCAAGCACACCUCAAAAGCGCAACUCUAUCAUGGGCAGGUUUGGGAAGAGUACCCCAGACUCUUCGCACGGCACAUCCGAUAGCACUGGCGAAGGCCAUGCGAAGAAGAAGGGUCUCUUCAGCCGAAUCAAGGAGAAGCUCAAGAACUAG
Messenger RNA from Fulvia fulva, 2523 nucleotides. RefSeq lists its product as uncharacterized. NCBI's taxonomy places the organism in Eukaryota, Fungi, Ascomycota, Dothideomycetes, Mycosphaerellales, Mycosphaerellaceae. The transcript has 3 exons. The record is from RefSeq and is a predicted model, not a curated record. The coding region runs from base 1 to 2523 and encodes 840 amino acids.